GGAAGUCUUCUUGCUGUUGAUAACGGAACACAAAUAUAUAAUGCCAUGUUACCUGUCCCUGAUUUAGAGACACGUUAAUAAGACACUGUGAAGCUGCCAUUAGAACAACCGUUAAACCUGACGGUGAGUCGUUAAAGUGAGCUAACGCUAGCUAUUUGAACAACGAAGACGACACUGACGUGUUUGACAUAUUAGCUACAUUUUAGAAAUGCACAGAGGGAAGGACUAGCCAGAAGACUAUGGAUACUAAUAAAAAAGACAGUAAGACACCACUCUGGGGUCGGGACAUAUGAAAGCUUCAACGCGGCUUUGAGACGGAAUGGACAGUAUUUGUACCCUGGUACGGUUUGAGAUGCACUUUCAAAUGGGACAGGCGAGCCUGGAGGAUGGGACGACUGUUCUGGCGGGGACAGAUGUGUCUUUAACGUUAGCCCGGUGAAUUAUCCUAUCAGAGGUGGAAAGUGUAUUUUUCCACAGCGAGCGGGAUAAUGCUCUACAGAGAUGUUGGAUACACGUCAGCACCUCCUCAGACAACGGCAGCAUUCAUACUCGUUCACCGCAGAGCUGAACUCUUCCUCCGGGUAACCCUACCCUGACCGUUAAACGUCGAGCUAUGGCUCUGAAAUCAAGGAGACCGUGGACGACCGUGAUUUUCGGCGUCUUUCUCGGAUUCACCGCAUCCUCUUGGCUUAUUGUACCUCAGGUUCUGGAGAGUAAACGGAAGAAAUCUCCCGUGUGUUUGUACUACAGUGACUCCUCUGUCGGUAAAGGUCCUGACAUCCUCGGGAACACCGCGGCGGCCAAAGACCGGGACAGCCCGCAGUUCGGUCAGGAGGGGGACAGGGUAUUCAGCACGGGGAACAGUAGCGGAGAUACCGGGAGACCCGUAAGCAGACCGAACCGUUUCCUCUAUGUCGGCGUGAUGACGGCGAAGAAAUAUCUGCGGUCUCGCGCCGUGGCCGCGUACAAGACCUGGGUGAGUUCCAUUCCCGGGAAGGUGGAGUUCUUCUCGAGUGCCGGUUCUGGCAGCGUCUACCUACCCGUACCCGUCCCGGUGGUUUCGCUGGCAGGUGUGGACGACUCCUACCCGCCACAGAAGAAGUCAUUCAUGAUGCUGAAAUACAUCCACGACCACUACUUGGAUAAAUACGAGUGGUUCAUGCGGGCAGAUGAUGAUGUUUAUAUAAGAGGUGAGAAGCUGGAGUUGUUUCUGCGGUCACUGAACAGCAGCAAGCCCCUUUACCUGGGCCAGACAGGCCUGGGCAUGGCUGAAGAGCUGGGCAAACUGGCCCUAGAGCCUGGAGAGAACUUCUGUAUGGGAGGCCCCGGGAUGAUCUUCAGUCGAGAGGUGCUACGCAGGAUGGUCCCUCACAUCAGUACCUGUCUGAGAGAGAUGUACACCACCCACGAGGAUGUGGAAGUGGGCCGCUGUGUGCGACGCUUUGGAGGAACACAGUGUGUGUGGUCUUACGAGAUGCAGCAGCUCUUCUAUGAGAACUAUGAACACAACAAGAAAGGUUUCAUUGAAGAACUUCAGAGUAGCAAGAUCCACAAUGCCAUUACACUCCACCCCAACAAAAAGCCUGCCUACCAAUACCGGCUCCACAGCUUCAUGCUGAGCCGUGAGAUCUCAAGGCUUCGUUACCGCACCAUCCUGCUCCACCGUGAAGGUCUGAUCAUGAGUUACCUCAGUGACACAGAAGUACUGUGGGAGGACCAACAGCUGGGUUCCCCACCUUCAUACAUGCUCUUUCAACCCAAUGAGAGAAACGAUGUCAUUGAGUGGGAUUUCCUGACUGGCCGCCAUAUUUAUUCUGCUGUUGAGAACAAGAUGGCCCGACAAAACCUUGGGAACUUGUUUCGGACUGCACUAGAAGACAUUAUACUCCAGGUCAUGGAAAUGAUUAAUGAGAAUUCGAAAACACGUGGCCGUGUAAUUGAGUUUAAAAAGAUUCAGUAUGGCUACUACAGGGUGGAUCCAAUGCAUGGUGCAGAAUACAUCUUAGACUUACUCCUGCUGUACAAGAAACAUAAGGGACGCAAAAUAACGGUACCUGUGAGGCGGCACGCUUACCUUCAGCAGUCCUUUAGUAGACCCUUCUUUACUGAAACAGAAGAAUUAGAUGUGGCUGAACUUGUGGCUGCCAUCAACUCUGAAUCCCAAUCCCUGUCUUUCCUAUCCAACUCUCUGAGGUUCUUGUCACCUUUCCAGGUCUAUGAAUCAACCAGGGAAAUAUGGGAGCAAAGCCAGAGAAAGGUCAACAUCCUUGUUCCACUGUCUCGUCGCUAUGACACCUUUGUCCGCUUUAUGGAGAACUUUGAGAAAGUGUGUUUGAUACCCAAACAAAAUGUUAAGCUCUCCGUCAUUCUGGUGGACAAUGAAAGCAAUCAAGACAGAGGAAGACACACUCAGUUAAUUAAAGACUACUACAGGAAGUAUCCUAAAGCUGACCUGUCUGUAAUCCCCAUGACAGGCAACUUUUCACGAGGACUGGCUCUGGAGCUGGGCUCCUCACAGCUUGAUAACGACACUCUACUCUUCUUCUGCGAUGUUGAUCUUAUCUUUAAUGGUGAUGCCUUGCAACGCUGCAGAGACAAUACUGUCCAAGGGAGACAGGUCUAUUUUCCUGUUGUCUUUAGUCAGUACAACCCCAAGAUAGUUUAUUCAGAGAAGGCCCCAAGAGAAAACAAUUUUGUGCUCACCAAGAAAAGUGGUUUCUGGCGAGAUUACGGCUUUGGAAUCACUUGUGUUUUCAAGAGUGAUUUACUAAAAGCUGGAGGUUUUGACACCUCAAUCCUAGGCUGGGGAUUGGAAGACGUAGACUUGUUCACAAAAGUUAUUAACUCCGGUUUAAACGUGUUGCGCAGUCAAGAACCAGGAAUUGUCCACAUGUAUCACCCUGUCUACUGCAACGCAAGUCUAGAGCAGAAGCAACACAAAAUGUGCCUUGGCUCAAGAGCAAGUACGUUUGCAUCAACAAUGCAGUUAGCAGAGCUGUGGCUGGAAAAACACAUAGAGGGAGGGUACAACAGAACUUCAUCCUGACAUUCCAGCCAUAAUGGACUCCUCCAUGCAAGUUUACCUCAGUUCUGCUUGAAUGCAGACAGUGAUGGACUUCUGUAGUGUGACUGUGGAUCAGAGGUCUUGAAAAUUUUAUCCAGAAAGGACCCAAGACUAUCCUAUCCAAAAUGGAAAAGACCCAAAUCCUGACUGACGUGACAGCAGGUAAACUCAGAUCCAGAGGAAAUGGUACAAGAACAGAACUGAGUCCAGGAUUGCUGCACCAAAUUUGUUGAAGGUGUCUACUACCUUAUCAAGUCCCAAACCAUCUUGGAAAACCACUGAGUUAAUAUAAAUUGGCUGUUAGUUGGUACAUUGGACAUUGUACUGUUCACUUUAGCAUUACAGAUUGGUUGAUUUAUUAUUUACAGUGAAAAUUAUGCAAAUAUAGAGGUUUGGGACCUUUAUUGUGGUUCCUUAGGGUUUGGGUCAAUUCUAAUUCUCCACCAGUGUCGUUUUUAGACAUGUGUAGACAACAAGGCUACUUUGGGGCAUCCCAAGUGUUGGAAUUUUAACAAAUCACUCAAAGAGCAAGCUAUAUUAAUCUAAAUAUGAUAAAGGUGAUUUCAAGUAAUUUGUAAACAUGACAGGAAAUGAAACCAAGGAAAUAAAAAAAAAAUAUAUAUAUAUAUAGGAAUCAUAAGGACGUUAAAGGUUAUACCCAAGUUUGAAUGUGUUUACGGUUUCAGUAUGCAGCAGAAUCACCGCUUGCAACUCAUUUAACCAUUUAAUACUGGUAUGUGGUAUUGUCUGCUGCGUUACACAAUCUGUUUGUGCAUGUGUGUGAGAGUGAGAGAGUCAUAGCGAGGGAGUUAGCCUGCUUUAAUUUGCUACCUUAAUCUGCCAUAAUCCCCAGGUGAAUUUUUAGAAAUUCCUUCCUGCAGACCUGAAGCUAAGGCUGUGUAGAUAGUGUCCCUUCCAAGCUGAUUCCUGUUGUGCUACUGUGCUAAGAUUAUUUAGCUUGUUGUCCAGCUGUUUCUCUAAUUUCCACUCUCUAAUCCAAUUGUUUUCUCACCUACCUGGGGUAUGUGUUUGCCUUGUUUUUAUUCAUGCCAAACCAUGGGGAUUCAGCAGUUUACUACUGUCAGAGGACAGCUAAUAGAAUGUUUACAAGGCACAUCAUAGUUAUUAUGAUUAUGACAUUUGUUUAUAGGACCAGUGUAGGCUUUGGUGGCAUCUAGUGGUGAAGUUGCAGAUUAUAACCAAAUGAACAACCGCUCGCCUUCCAAGCAAGUGUAAACCUAUCGUGACGUAACCUAUUGGAUUGUGGAGUACUGUUUUGAAGCCUCGAGCUUGGGGUACUCACUGAGAAUGACUUGUCAGUCACAAGUUAGCCACGCCCAAAGGCAUACCCUGUUUUAUAGUCUAUUUUACUCUAAAUGGGACCAUAAUUUAGUAAAUGAACAUCAUGCUGUAUGGAAGAAGACUGAAACUAGAGAUUAAGACCUCAAACUCAUUAGGAAUGGUAGGUGUGUUUUUUGCAGCCUGUGGUGCUGUCCGCUACUGGUUGACACUUCUGCGUUGGCUUCACUUUACAGACCCAGAAGCUCUUACCAUUAUACAUACUGUUAAUGCUUCUAAGUCUGUAGGAGAAACUAUGGUGGCUACUAAAGUUGCAGAAAAAAACAAAAAUGUGUAAGACCCUAUCUAGAGCCAGUGUUUGGUUGGUCCAUUCUAGGCUACUGUAGAAACAUGGCGGACUCCGUAGAAGAGCACCCACUCCCUCUGCAGAUAAAAACAGCUAAUUCUAAGAUAACAAAAACACAACAAUUGUUAUUUUCAGGUCAUUUUACACUAGUGAAAACAUACCUGUGAAUAAAUGUCACACACUGGACCUUUAAAUCUACAUUGAAAAGUUACUAAAAUUGUCAGACACAGCUCUCUGAUGAUGCUGAUGUUGGAAAAGUGUAGAGGGAUUUCAGAUGCUGUCUGAAAAACACUUAAUUUGAAGCAUACUGUCCCUGUUAAAGUUGCAGGCACAAUCAGACAAUUUCUAUAAUAAUGAAGCUUCUCGCAAGACAGUAGUUGCACAUUGAUUACAGAAUGUUAGGUCAUCUUUGGUCCUGGACAUAGUGGUUUCAGUGAGACUGGACUUGGAAUCACUUGGAGGUCUGGACUCAAGAUCUGGUUUGGGUAGAAUCAGGUCGUCUGAUGUUACAUUCAGCUGUGGUGCAAUUUCGCGUUCUUUUUUUGUGUUCAGUUACAGUAGCUUCCAAAGGACAUUGUUGAGCUAAGCAAAGGAUGCUUUUUUGUAAUUAAUUGUCAUUAUAUUAGCCUUUUCUUGCUGCUGUAGUUAUUAUGACGUUUACACUUCUGCCUCAGGACCAGAUCUUACCACACAGUGCAUUGUAGCCUUUUGCUUUAACUGAUAUGGUACCCACUGCCGAUUGUGAAAAGGAACAAUCUGAUGAAUAAUAGUUGGAACAAACGAGCAAAACAGCUUUGAAUUAGCCUGGUUCUUACAGAUGCUGCCACCAUGACAAAACAAUUACUACAUACCAAAUCUUGUUGUAACAUUUAUCAUAAUGAGAAACUGAGCAAAUUUGUUUUGUGAAGAGCGCAGCAGCUGUGAACAGACCUCUGAAUGAUUUCCUUUUUUCAGCAAUACAAAAAGAUAAAUAAUUAAGUUACAUGAAAUGGCAGUUGCAUUUGAUCAACAGGCUAUUUUUAAGUGUGUGAAGCUCAGUGAUAUAGGUAAAUAUAUUGGUAAUUAUAUAAUUGGAACAUUUACUUUCAAACUACCACAUAGGAUUUUCUGUACAUUUUGUUUAUGUUUUGUGUAGCAUUUCUAUGAAAGAACAUUGCAGGAAAAAUUGGAGAUGUAUCGUGAUCGCAAGAAAGAAUCUCAUAAUUACGAGAUACUUAAUCAUAAUUACAAGGUACUUUUUUUUCCACUUCUAUUAAUUUCACUGUUGAGGAUCAUUAGAUUCUGUCAAGAGUAAGUUAAUGGUUUUGUUAACCAAGCAUAAUGGCUUUAAAGUCUGCUAGCAAUAACAACUGCUAUAGUAUCAACUGAAUAUUUAUAAUAAAUGUUUCAAUACACAUA
This is a messenger RNA of Dicentrarchus labrax (European seabass), 6107 nucleotides long. Its product is annotated as chondroitin sulfate synthase 3-like. The transcript has 3 exons. The record is from RefSeq and is a predicted model, not a curated record. NCBI's taxonomy places the organism in Eukaryota, Metazoa, Chordata, Actinopteri, Moronidae. Bases 614 to 3046 code for a protein of 810 amino acids. Gene Ontology annotation, molecular function: glucuronosyl-N-acetylgalactosaminyl-proteoglycan 4-beta-N-acetylgalactosaminyltransferase activity. Gene Ontology annotation, cellular component: Golgi cisterna membrane.